Molecule: messenger RNA, 2507 nt
Organism: Rosa chinensis
Lineage: Eukaryota; Viridiplantae; Streptophyta; Magnoliopsida; Rosales; Rosaceae
Exons: 3
Coding region: 194-2299 (701 amino acids)
Molecular function (GO): protein binding
Source: RefSeq, a predicted model, not a curated record
UAGUUCCUUUCAAAAAAAAAAAAAAAAAACAGAAGGCGUAUAGCAUGCUCGAGAUGUGUGCCUAGAGUGCGAGACCAAUAAACAACAAAGCAAACCAAGAGUCACCACCCCAAACCAAAUCAAAAUAAACAAAACAAUCACUAACUAGCAACAUCCAAAUCGAAAAUUUUGUAUUAGAUGAUCAUUCUCCCUCAUGGAUAAGCCCAAUUUUCCGGAGAAACAAACCACCGCAACCACAACAACAUGGACGACGUGGGAGGAGCUCCUCCUCGCCUGCGCCGUCCACCGCUACGGCACUCAGAGCUGGGACUCCGUCGCCGCCCAGCUCCGCAAGCGCAGUUCCAACCUCCACCACCUCACUCCUCAGAUAUGCAAACACAAGUUCCACGACCUCCGACGCCGCUUCAACCACCACGACGACGCCGUUUGCGGCGGCGACGGCGCAGCAUCCUCCCCUAUUCCAUGGCUCGAUCAGUUGCGACAACAACGCCUCGAUGAACUCCGGCGCGAGGUCCAACGCUCCGACGUCUCCAUCGUGUCUCUGCAAUCGAAGGUGGAGAGAUUGAAAGAAGUGCGCGAAAAGUCGGAUCUGGAUAAGAGCGGAGAGGAAGAAGAGAUCAAAGACAAAUCCGUCGAGCCGGAAAACAUCUCGCCGGAAAAUGUCGCCGAGAAAGAGGUUUCCGAGCGUAAUGAUGGCCGGUCUUUCGACGAAUCCAACACCACAGAUCCGAAACCUGAGAUUCCUGAAACCGGAGUCGACGCGGCGGAGAAAGAAUCGGAACCGGUCGAACCGGCCGCCGGGGAGAUCGGAGCGGUCGAGAAGUCGAGUAACCCGGUGGUGGUGGAGGACUCGUGUAAUGGGAGUUCCGAUUCGGUGGUGAAGGAAGCGCCGGUUGCUGAGUCGGAGAAGGCGAACUCGGGCGAGUUGAGGGAAUCGGUGGCGGAGUCGAAGGGUACGAAGGAGAGUCGGAGUAGCAGUGAGGUUCAGAGCUCGGCGAGUUUGUCGAGAAAAUUAGGGCCAGAACUGAAGCCGGUCGAACCGGACCAGGAGGACCAAUCUCCCGCCAUGAAUCAGAUCCCCGUGGAAUCUCAGCCGUUGGUUGAUUUCCUCGGGAUUCUCCGAUCUCACAAGGCCGCUUCCUUUUUCGAGAGCCGGCUCCAGUCCCAGGACACAUCCAUUUAUACCAACAUGAUUCGGCAACAUACAGAUUUUGAAUUGGUGCAAACCAGACUUAAUGGAGGUUGGUACUCAAGCUGCAAGAGCAAAUUUUUUAGAGAUAUCUUGCUUAUUUGUAAGAAUGCCAUAGUCUUCUUCGGGAAAAGGGCUCCAGAAUACACGGCUGCCUGUGAGCUUCAAUUACUUGUUUUAAAGGAGAUGGCUCGUAAGGAUCGUUAUCAAGAUCCAUCACCUAAACAAGAAACUCAUAUGCCAUCUAAAGAAGAAACGCUGACACCACCAGCUCUACCAUUGAAGCCUGAAACUGAAUCAUCGGAGUCGUUGCUAGCAAAAUCAAAACUAUCAAUUCCAUUGACUGCUUGUCGCAAGCGCAGCUCAAUAAAGGCCAGAGCAUCCACCUCUUCUUCAGCACCAGACAUAAAAAAAGAGCAAAAGACUACAUUAUUGCGUGAUGUCAAACCAGCUAUAAGUUGGAAGCAAAAAGAAGAUUCCUCGGAUGAAGUUGAGGAGCAGCUUCCUGUCACAAAGAAGAGAAGAAAAGAAAGAGUUGGGAGCAAUUCAAGAAACAACUCGAACAAAAAUAGCAGGAGCCGAAGUGAUACUAAGAAGGAGAAGAAUCCAGAUGCCAAUGCCAAUGCAAAUGUUGGUUCUUCAACCAGAGCAAUGAUUAGUAAUGAGAAUUCAGAGUCCAUAGCUGAGAUGGAUAAGAAGAGCAAUAGUAAUACAAGUGGGAAAAGGCAAAGUGCAGAAAAAUUCUUGAGUAGAAUGAAGAGGAGCUCUGGAUCCAACAACAAAUCAGAGACAUUGAAAAUUCCUGAGAAUGAUAGCAAAGGUGCAGCAGAGCAGAGAAAGAACGGAAACAUCAAAGGGAAUGCACAGAAAACAGCAGAGCAGAGAAAAAAUGGAAAUGGCAAAGGGAGUGCACAGAAAGAAGUAGCAGAGCAGAAGAAAGGUGGAAAUGGAAAAGGAAAUGCGCAGAAAGAACAAGCUUCACGUAGAGGUUCUGGUGGGAGACAGGCUGCGAAAGAGCAAGGAAGCCCCACGAAAAGGAGCGUGGGACGGCCCUCAAAGAGGGCAGCGGAAACAACGAGAGCUGCUCCCGCUAAACGGCGUAGAUACUAGAUAGAGAAGGUAGUGAAUAUGAAAUUGAAGCAAGUGCCAUGGGAAAUGCAAAGAAGUUCUUGGAGGAACUAAUGGUAGUCUGAGCAUAAAGUGGAUGUUCUGUUUUGUUUUCCUCAUGACGAUAGAGUGAAUAUAACGAUACAUGAAUUGCACGUUAGCAUUGAAAUUUAGAUUUAUUACCAGUUAUGGAAACUAGAAAUCCUUUUAA